Messenger RNA from Paramecium primaurelia, 5014 nucleotides. The record is from the annotation of a GenBank genome assembly. Lineage: Eukaryota; Ciliophora; Oligohymenophorea; Peniculida; Parameciidae.
AUGACUUAUUCAUAUAGGUUUAUUAUAAUAGCUUUCCUAAUACUAUUUUCUUUAUUACAAGUACAUUGUGCUGACAAAUGCAUAGAAUAUAGAACUUAUAAUGAUUGUAUUAGAAGUAUAGAUGACUAAUGUAUAAAUCCUCAAUAUUAAUAAUAGGUAUUUGGGACUAUGAUGCUUGUUAUUAUACAAAAAAUCUAGAACUUGGUUGUUCUGACUUGCUGAACAAGAAAGCAUGUAAUAAAUAGUUGGCUUAUGCUUCAGGAGAAUUAGCCAAAUGUAAAAUAAAUUUUUUCUCUUAGGUAUUUUUACAUCGAAGUGUUAACCAAUACAGGAUUUGAGUUAGGUUAAUUGUUAGGAUAGUCUUUCUAAACAUGGAUGCAUGUCAAUUCAAAAAACGUCAGAGCUUUGUGAAUGGAAUGAAAAGACAUACACUUGUGAUUAUGUUUCUCAAAUGGAUAAUUUCUAAGACUUUUAAGAUAAAUUAUAUAGUGCAUCAAUUUGUGGAAGGAUUGAAAGUACACUUAGUAAUUAAUUAGAUUAUCUCAUUAUCCACCAUACAUUAUUAUGGACACUUACUCAAUAUAAACCAAAUUUUGUUUUAGAAUCAGAACGUCUUUAUAGAAAAGAUUUAGGAUUAUAAGUAGAGGCUGAUAAUAAAAUAUAUGAAACUGGAACUUUAAAAAAUAACUUUGUAAACUCUGGUGGUUACUUUUAAUGGUAUGAAUUGGGUCAACCACUUGGAAGUGGAUUAAGCAAUUGUAAAAUAUAAUCUAAAAAUAGUGAAAAUUAGUGACAGAUAACGAGAAGGUUGUAUAGCAUUAGAAAUAGUUGAUGAUAGUGAUUAUUAAAUGAUAUUCUCUUCAAAAAUUUAAGAGGUAGGGGUCAAUCAUAUUUAUUGCAGAUAUAUUAAAGGUAUAUUUACUCAUUAAAGAUGCCUUCUGAUAUCUGAUGAAUUAUAAUUACAAAAUGAACAAUUUAUAGCAAAAAAUUCUAUUCUUUGUAGAUAUAUUGAUAGAAAUAGAUGUACAUAUAUUAACUUAAAUUGUAUUCCAUAACCAUUAAAUUCUGAUGGACAAGAAAAAGAAUUUACUUGUCUUGAAGGUUUAAAUAACUAAAAGAGCUCUUGUAUUUCAGAAUCCUCAGAUUCUUUUAGAAAAUGUAAGGGUUUAACUCAAGAUUAAGGAUGUUAUUUGAAUACUUUAUUAAAUCCUCCUGUUUGUAGUUAAGAAUGUAUCACAAAUCAAGAAAGUCUUUGUAAUAUUGACAAUUGUAAUUGGACUCAAGAAUCAAAUAACUUUAUUGGAUGCGUUCCAAAAUUAGGAUGUAAAUAACCAGGCAUAAAUAAAUAUUAUUGUGUUAAUAUGAGACUUUUAUGUUCUUGGGAUGAAACAUAAAAAUAAUGUAGAGAACUUUAAGAUUAUUAACUAAAUAUUUUGAAUUGUGAGGCUGUAAUUUCAAAAUUUUCAUGCGGAUCUAUACAAAAAAUGGGGUAAGAAUGUAUAUGGCUUGAUGAUGACGGUAAAUGCAUAAACGUGUUAUCAGAUCCAAAAUUAAAAUUAUUUAAAUCCCUUCCAAAAUCAAUGAUUGUAAGUAGAUAAUUAUGUAUGUAUUCAGCAGGUAAGAGAAAAUAUACUAAUUUAAUUUGUGAAUAAUAUUAAACAGAUAAAACUUGUGAAACUGAGGAUAGCAGUUCUUUUAACUAGGAAUUAUGUUUAACAACUCCAAAAUGUUAGUGGGAUGUAUUAUAUGAAGUUUGCAAAUUGUUAGUACCUCAAAAUAAUUGUGAUGCUUUAAUCAAUGUUUCAGCUUCUGCAUGUGCAACUUUUAUGAAUUGUAAAUACAAUUUUCAAACAAAGAGUUGUCAAACAUAAUCCACUAAUUUAACAUGUGAUGAUCAGGGAAUAAAAAAAGAAAUUUGUCUUGGUUUAUCUAAUUAACCAUGUAAAUGGAGUAAUGGAUUUUGUUAAUAAGUGACAUCAUUUAAUCAAUAUUGCACUUCAUACAAUAAUGUAUCUUAAAAAGUUUGUGUAUUAUAAUCAACUGAAAAAUGUUAAUUUUUUUAAAACAAAUGUAUUUUAGUAGCAGUUGCCCCAACUACUUGUGAAUCCUAUUUUAAUAAAUAUACAUGUUAGUUUAGCACAGAAGCUUGCUAUUUUGCUGGAGAUUCCUGCUAAAUAUUAAUAUCAUCUAAUUAUGAAUCUUUGACUUGUGAAGGUUUUUAUCUUAGUAAAAAGGCAUGUUAAUAAAUUACAAAACCUAAUGAAAGGUGUUCAUGGGAUGGAGAAAAAUGUGUUUAUUUUAAAUCUACUUAACGUUAUAAUUGUAUGGCUAAUACAUCAAUUAGUUAGGCAGGUUGUAUUAGUAUUAUAUCCCCUGUUCCAAGAUAAUCAUUAGAUGAAUAUUAUUGUGUUUAUAAAUUUCCAGAUAGGAUAUGUGCUUCUAUUGCCUCUUCUACAACUAUAGCAGAUUGUGGAAAUGCAAAUUUAUUAUUAAAUCAAUAAACUUGUUCUUAACUUACAAGUGGAAAUUGUAUAUUUGUUGAUUAAUAAUGUAAGAGCGAGCCUACAGACUCAUCAAAAAGUCGGUAUUGGAAUCAUCAUUUAAAAACAAUAAGUUGUGAUUACGCUAAUAAAAACACUUGUUAAAAAGUGAAAAAUAGUAUCUGUUAGGUUAAUUCAAAUUUUUGUUUGAUGGUAAUGGAACCAAAACUUAUUUGCUCAUUUCCAGCGAAUAUCUCAACAUACAAUCCAACUUAAUACUGUGCUAAUUCGCUUUACAGCGACAACACUUACUCAACUGAAGUUAGAUGUAAAAUUAAUAGUGCUCAAAAUAAUUGUGAGGUGCCAUCAAAUACUAAUUACUACAGUUGUGAUGAACCAGGAAUUAAUAUAAAAAUUUGUUUUGAAGCAACUUAUGGUUAAUGUGCUUUUAUAAAUGGUAAAUGUACGUCUGAUCUAAGUUAAGUAUCUUCAUGUAAAUAACUUAAUAAGCUGGCUUGCUUAAAUAUGAAUAUGUUAUGCGGUUAUUUUGCGGAUAUAUGUAUUCCAAAUAGUACUUCAUCCUUAUGUCCUGCUUCUAUAACAAAUACUUCAUGGUUUCUAUGUUCAAGCAUUUAGAAUUGUUAUGGCAUAUUAAAUAGUUGUAAAUAAAUGACAACUACUAUAAAUUUAAAAUGUGAAACCCCUGGAAUUGGAAGAUCAGUUUGUGAAAAAUCUUUAUAAAAUUGCUCUUUUAUUAAUGGUGUUUGCAAAACUAUUUCAAAGAAUAAAUGUGAAUUUGAGUAUACAAAAGAAGAUUGUAUCAAUAAUCUAUAUUAUAACUGUGUUUAUGAUAAAGGAUAAUGUUAUACAUAAAAUUUAUAAGUUAAAUGUGAUAAAUACGAUUUGACAAAUUAUAAUUUUUGUAGAUAAUUUCCGUAUUGUCAAUAUAUUAAUAAUAAAUGCAAAGAUUUUAGUUUGCUCAGUCAAAUUUAAAAUGAUAAAAUAGUUUAUACAAUAAAUUGUAAUGUAUUUUAAAAUUAAUUUGAUUGUUUAAGUUAAUGGUAAGUAAUAUGUAGUUAUAAUUAAAAUUUAGGAUGUUAAAAUACAAAUAAUAAUCCAAAUUAAUGUCCACAUUAAAUGUAAUAUAGUAAAAUGAUGUGUUAAAAAUAUGAAAAUUGUGAUUUUUAAUUUGGAUAUUUUUGUAUUGAUAAAACAUAAAGUUUAAGUUGUUCUGGAUUAUCAAAUUAAUUAUGUUUAUAAGAUAUAUCAGAUUCAUUAGCUUGUUAUUGGGAUGGUACUAAUUGUUAAGAUGUAACUACUUAAAUUUGUUAAGAUGUUUAAUCUUAUACUAUUAAUUAUUCUGGAUGUAUUAAAAUAAGUAAUUAAGAUAAUUAAAAAUGUAUGUAUUAAUAAUCAACUUCUAAAUGUAAAAUAUUAAAAGAAACUAAUAAUUGUUCUGAUUUUACUACUAAUAUUGAAUGUGCUAUUAGAGCUAAUGUUUCUUGUUUAUUAGGAAAUCCUAAUGAUUCAACUACUACUUGUACUUCUUCAAGUAUUUUUGAUGCAAAUUUAAAUCUAUAUGGAUGUACUUAAUUAACAGGAAAUACUUAUUAUUAUGAUAUUUAUAAUUAUAAAUGUGGAUUACUUAAUACAGCAAAUUAUGUAAAUGUUUAAGGAUGUCAAUAUUUAAAUAAAUAAAGUUGUAUUGAAAUAACAAGUGAUAUCUUAAAUAUCAAUUGUGGAUGGAUAGAUAAUUAAUGUUAAUAAUUAAUAGAUCUUACAAAUUUAAAUGAUUGUAGUUUAUUAAAUAAAUAUGCUUGUAUUAAUAUAGAAAAUUCAAAUCUUGUUUGCGAAUGGAACGUUUCAACACGUACUUGUUCAUAAUCAACUCAAACUAGUUGUUAUGUUCCUGCAUCAAUUCCAACAAAUCCUUCAGUUUUAUAUUCAUUAAGUUUAUGUAGUAAGGGAAGUAAUGCUAAUGCUUGUAUGGCUAAUUCAUCAAAUACAGGAUGUAUUACAUUUAGUUAUACAAUUGAAAUUUGUGAAAAUAUGGGAUUAAAUAAAAAAGCAUGUUUAGAAUAAACAACAGGAUAUUGUAAAUGGUAAAAUAAUUAAUGUUAAAAUUCAUAAUUAGAUAAUUUGAAUUGUAAUUCUGAAGUAAAUAAAAAUACUUGUUUAGCUAUUAAUGAUAAUUUAUGUUAAUGGAAUGAUACAACUAAAACAUGUUCUAUUAAACCAUUAAUAUAAUGUUCUGAUGCUAUUAAUUAUAAUUAAUGUAUGAAUGUACCAAAUUAAUUUUGUGAAUUUACUGAUUUUAAAUGUAGUUCGCUUGAUUUAGUUUAACCAAUUUGUAAAACUGGGUAUAAUAAAUUUNCAAUAAAUUGUAAUGUAUUUUAAAAUUAAUUUGAUUGUUUAAGUUAAUGGUAAGUAAUAUGUAGUUAUAAUUAAAAUUUAGGAUGUUAAAAUACAAAUAAUAAUCCAAAUUAAUGUCCACAUUAAAUGUAAUAUAGUAAAAUGAUGUGUUAAAAAUAUGA